Molecule: messenger RNA, 684 nt
Organism: Insectozyma verbasci
Lineage: Eukaryota; Fungi; Ascomycota; Pichiomycetes; Serinales; Debaryomycetaceae
Source: the annotation of a GenBank genome assembly
AUGCCUUAUAUUGAGAAAACUGAUACUGUAUUAAUAUUUCCUGGGUCUGGUCUAGGCAGAUUGAGUUAUGAAUUUGCAAAAUUUGAAUUCGGAAAAGUUAUAUCUAUUGAAUAUUCUGGAUUGAUGAAUGCAUUCUCGAGAUUUAAUUAUAGUAAGAGUAAGAAGUCAUAUACAUUACAUCCUUAUAUCCAUACAUGUUCUGAUUUUUAUAAUACACAAUCUCUAUUACGAACAUUUGAAUAUAAACCAAUAAGUGAAAAACCACAAAAUUUGGAGAUAAUAGAGAAGGAUUUCACAUUAUUUGAAUUACAAGAUAAGGAGAAGUAUAAGAAUGUAGUUGUGGUGUCUGUUUUCUUUUUGGAUACUGCUGAGAACCUAAUGGAUUAUUUAGACACUAUUGAAAGAAUCACCACUCCAGUUAAUAAAAACCAAAAAGGGUAUUGGAUUAAUGUGGGUCCUUUAAAAUAUGGGAGUGCUGCUCAAGUUGAAUUAAAUGCUGAUGAAUUAAAAGACAUCAGACUGAAAAUGGGCUGGAACGACAUAGAUUCUGAUUAUACCAUAUAUAAUCCAAAAACUUUAGGAACUAAUAAUGGUCUUGUUGGAUAUGUUACUGAUAAAGAGAGCAUGUGGCAAGGUUAUUAUGGUUUAAAUAUGUUUACCAGUAAACGAAAAGAAAAUAAAUAA